Messenger RNA from Fimicolochytrium jonesii, 1871 nucleotides. Its product is annotated as plasma-membrane choline transporter-domain-containing protein. The coding region runs from base 119 to 1765 and encodes 548 amino acids. The record is from RefSeq and is a predicted model, not a curated record. Gene Ontology annotation, biological process: transmembrane transport. NCBI's taxonomy places the organism in Eukaryota, Fungi, Chytridiomycota, Chytridiomycetes, Spizellomycetales, Powellomycetaceae. Gene Ontology annotation, molecular function: transmembrane transporter activity. Gene Ontology annotation, cellular component: plasma membrane. The transcript has a single exon.
UCUCCGCCAACCCUAAUAUUUACAUGGCCCACAUAUAAAAGGAAAUGUCAUUCGUCGCUCCCCUUUCCCCACCACCAAACCAUUCCCAUAUAUCGAUUUUUUCAUUGUGGUCAAAGAUAUGUCUGAACACAGUAUAGAUCUAUCGCCCGAGUCCUCCAGCCCCAUCAAUUACAGCGACUCGGCGAACCUCCUCGGCCAAUCGACCUACUCCCAGCCGAUACCCAGCCCCGCCUACGAAACCGCCCCCAGAAAUACGCAAGAGGAGACCAAGAAGAAUGAACCUUUUCCAAGCCCCGUUCCAUCCGACCGCUUCGCCUUCGUGAACACCUACCGUGAUUUCCGGGUCGGCAUCGUGUUUGUCGCUCAGCUGUUUAUCGCCACCGUUAUCAAUAUUGUCGGCAUUGCGAAUCUGAAGUCGAGUAUUCGUCGUAUCGCGGAUCAGAUUCCGUCCGGCAAUGGGUUAUUUGGACGUGAUGGCGGUGACGAGGGCGUCCACCCGGCGUUCUACGUCCUCCCUCUGUCCCUCAUCGGUUCCAUCCUCCUCGCUAUCCUCGCGUUGCGCUGUCUUCGCCUGAGUGCCAGGAAAACUACCUACGUAGCGUUGUAUGUGCCCAUCGUCGGAUUCAGUCUCCUUGCCAUCGGGCUGCUGACUUCCUCGUUUGCCGCCGCGGCUAUGAGCUUGGGUGUCGCCGCCAUCUUUGGAUACAUGAUCCGCCGAUGGGAGAGGCGCGUUGCUUUCACCAUCGUGAUGGUCGAGACCGUCACUGAGGUUAUGGAUGCCCGAACGUCGAUGUAUGCCGCGUCUUCCAUAGCGCUGGUUGUUCACGCCCUCUAUGCUCUCGCUGCCGGUGCCGGGUGGAUCGGCUUCCUCGUAUACCAAGUCGACACGAUCGAAGUCUCCCAGGAUCCGACCAACCCCAACAGAAUGUACCUCGAUGCCGUCAAUUUCAAGAGUGGCACUGGGUUCGGGUUGGUCUACCUGAUCUUUUCCGCGUACUGGACCCUCCAGUUCAUUCCGAUGGCGCUGCAGACCGUGCUCGCGGGCGCGUUCGCCAGCCACUACUUCUCCGGCAAAACCGCCGUCUCCCCGCUCAAAGCGUCGUUUGUUCGUACCUUCACCACGUCGUUCGGCUCCGUCGCGUUUGGUUCGUUCGUCGUCCUCAUCGCGCAGUUCAUCAGCUCCAUCUUCGCCAACGUCGGGCACGGUUCGCUCGUUGGCGCAUGCUGCCAAUGCGGUCUCGGCAUGUUCCUCUCGCUAUUGAAGUGCUUCAACAAAUACGCAUUCGCGCGCGUUGCCAUCUACGGCCAGAGCUACGUCGACGCUGCCCGUGACACAUGGGAACUGUUCAAGUCCUCCGGAAUCAAUAUUGUCAUCAACGACAGUCUGAUUUCGUGGACGAUGGGUUGCCUCGCCGUUGGCGUUGCUCUCGCUUCCGCGAUGGGGGCUUAUGGGGUUUCCAUGGCCGCCUUGCCUUCGUACCGAAGCUACCCGUCCUGCGACGACUUCCCUGAGCAGGAUUAUGAGAGCCAGCCCCUCUGUGGCUCCAACCCAAUCAUGGCGGAAGCAGUCGCCAUUGCCUACUGUGCGUUUAUUGCCGGGGUUGUCGUUAUGCAAGUCGUUUACAGAGUGGUCGAUGCCGGUGUGUCUGCGACGUUCGUUGCGAUCGCCGAGGACUCGAAGAUUAUGAAGACAUCCUACCCCAAACUGUACGAGACGUUUGAAGCUAUUUACCCUACCGUAGUUGCCCAGUGGAGUAGCGUUUAGUCAUUGUUGUUUAGAGUGAGCGUACAAAUAUACCAACUUGUUCCGGUUCGUAAAGCGGUUUUGUUUCAGUGCUGGAUGGAUGCGGGUUGCUGUUCUUGUCGUUGUC